GUUAGAUGACAUAAAACACACACCCUGAUUGUGCUCAGGUGAGUUGCAAGUACACUCGGAGACAGGCUACAUCAAAUAUUAAACUGUAGAGCAAAGAAUUAUUCAAAAAUGGCACAUGUGUGGGACGACCUCGAAAGUAUGUUAAGAGCUCCUUUGCCAGGGACAGGGGACAGAGGCACCAUUAAAGCCAAAGCUAACUUCAAUGUUGAUGAAGAUGUUGCGGCUCUCCGCAAAGCAAUUCAGGGCAUGGGAACAAAUGAGAAGUCUCUGAUUGAUAUACUGACCCACAGAAGUAGCAGUCAAAAACAGGCCAUUGCUAGAGCAUAUCAAGAAAGCACAAAAAAGGUGCUUGUUAAUGACCUGAAGGGCGAUACCCAUGGUAAGUUUGAAGAUUUGAUUGUUAGGCUCGCUUCCCAGCCUGCAGUCAAUGAUGCCAAGGAUAUAAUUAAGGCAACCAAAGGGGCUGGAACAGACACCCACAUCCUGAUAGAAAUAUUAGCCUCAAGGACAAAUAAACAAAUCAAGGAGUUGUCUGCAGCUUAUGCUGAGGAAAUGAAGAAAACGCUGGUACAGAAUCUAAACCAUGAAGUUUCAGGGAAAUUAGGCAAAGCCAUUAUUUUGCUUGCUGAGCCUGCUAGAGAUGAGAGCACCAGUGUGAAUGCAAGCAAGGCUAAAGAGGAUGCACAGGCACUCUAUAAUGCAGGAGAAAAGAAGUUGGGAACUGAUGAGUCCAAGUUUAUAGAGAUCCUCUGUAAAAGGAGCAUCCCUCAACUAAGACAAACAUUAGUGGAAUAUAAAAACAUCAGUGGGAAGACUCUGCAGAAGAGCAUUGAGAAGGAAAUGUCUGGAGACUUGGAAGAGUUACUGGUUACCAUUGUGAAAUGUGUAAUGAACACUCCAGCAUACUUUGCUGAAAAACUCCAUAAAAGCAUGAAGGGAGCAGGCACAGAUGAAGACACACUUACCAGGAUAAUGGCCAGCCGUGCAGAAGUUGACAUGAUGGACAUCAAAGCUGAAUACAAAAAGCUCUAUCAGCGUCCACUCGGCAAGGCAAUAAGUACGGAUGUGUCUGGAAACUACGAAGACCUCUUAAUGAUGAUUUGUGGAACAGACUAGUAGAGGAAAACUACCUGCUAAACAUCCUAAACAGGUCUGUCAAAGAUCUGUGGUCUAUCACAAUGUAGUCAUGUUGCUUUAUUAUUUGUAUGCCGUUAACAAAUGCAAACCCUUAUUUACUUUAAAUCUUUUCUUUGAUACAAUUUUUUCAUUGAUUGAAUGGUUGUCAGCUUUUUUGGGAAAUAUAUAAUAUAUGUUUACUUCAGGAUUAAAUGGGUGAUGGUAAAACCAAAGAAGGUACAGAAUAUGAAGGGUAAUUCAUAUUGAUUUGUAGUUUUUCUAAAUCAUAACCAACAUAAAUCUGUGUUGGUAAAUGGACCAGGGACGACUGGACAGUAAUGGAAAUGACUUUAACAGUUACUAAGCUAAAUUAGAAAAAUUAUUUAGACUUUAGACUGUUUUUUGCAAACUGCAAAUAUAUUUAAUACAAAAGAAAGUACAGUUUUUACAUAUUGUAUUGUGAGAUGAACUUUGUUCUUACAAUCAGACUAAUGUGUACUGUAUCAACAGUGUGGUUACACAUUGUCUGGGCUUUGUUUAAAAAAAAGUGAAAAUAAUUUCAGCCACUUUUUCUUAUUGGUCUAAAUGUCAUUUUGUUAUUAUUUCCAUGUCUGUUUCUGUCUCUGUCAUUAAAUUUAUUUUGGCCAUCAUGUUUUCUUUAAACUUUUUGUGCACUGAUAAAAUGAAUAAAAAAAACUAAUGUGUGAAACUUC
Paramisgurnus dabryanus is the source of this 1829-nucleotide messenger RNA. RefSeq names its product annexin A3a (gene anxa3a). Gene Ontology annotation, molecular function: phosphatidylserine binding; calcium-dependent phospholipid binding; calcium ion binding. The record is from RefSeq and is a predicted model, not a curated record. Gene Ontology annotation, cellular component: nucleus; plasma membrane; vesicle membrane. Lineage: Eukaryota; Metazoa; Chordata; Actinopteri; Cypriniformes; Cobitidae.